This is a messenger RNA of Dujonia railenensis, 2529 nucleotides long. Lineage: Eukaryota; Fungi; Ascomycota; Pichiomycetes; Serinales; Debaryomycetaceae. The record is from the annotation of a GenBank genome assembly.
AUGAGUGCUAUAUCGGAAGUGCCUCACUUGCAGAGGGCUGAUCACUUGGAUGAUCACCACCUUGAAGCACAACGUUCCCACCAGUACGAUCCAAGCUUGGAUCAAACUCACAUACGUGAGCACUCCAACAUCGCUGUACCAGAAUACGAUGAAGGACUUCCAACUGCCCUCCAGUGGCUCCAAAAGGUUUUCGCUGAUCCAUUGGGUAAGGUUGUCAGAUACUUUAUCUCACUUUUCCCAAUUCUUAAGUGGAUUUUGCAUUACAACUAUAAGUGGGCCUAUGGUGACCUUGUCGCUGGUAUCACUGUUGGUGUCGUGUUGGUGCCUCAAUCUAUGUCAUAUGCCACUUUAGCUGGUUUAGCUCCUCAGUAUGGUCUUUACUCGUCGUUCGUCGGUGUUUUCAUUUAUUCAUUCUUCGCUACAUCCAAGGAUGUUUCUAUUGGUCCAGUUGCCGUUAUGUCCCAACAAGUUGGUAAAGUUGUUGCUAGAAUCUUAGAAAAGGAAGGUGACAAGUAUUCUGCUGCAGAAAUUGCUACUUUCUUAUCCUUGAUUUGUGGUGGUAUCGCUGCUGCUAUUGGUGUUUUGAGAUUGGGUUUCAUUUUGGAAUUCAUUUCAAUUCCUGCUAUCAUGGGUUUCAUGAGUGGUUCUGCUUUCAAUAUUAUCUGUGGUCAAGUGCCAGCUUUAAUGGGUAUUAGUAGUUCCUUGGUGAACACUAGAGCUGCAAGUUAUGAAAUUGUUAUCAAUACCUUGAAGAACUUGAAACAUAGUAAAAAAGAUGCUGCCUUUGGUUUGGUAGGAUUAUUCAUUUUGUAUGUGUGGAAGUUUUCUACCAACUACGGUAUGAAACGUUGGCCAAGAUACAAGGCUUGGUUCUUUUACACACAACAUUUAAGAAAUGCUAUUGUUAUUAUCGUCGCUACUGCUAUUUCUUGGGGUAUCGUUCACCCACAAAAGGUGAAGUUCCACAGCAGUACCGGAAAAACAUUCAAGCCAAGUAUUUCUGUUAUUGGAGUUGUUCCUUCAGGAUUACGUGACGUUGGUGUUAUGAAGAUUCCACAUGGUAUUUUAUCGUCAAUGGCUGGAGAAAUUCCUGUUUCUACCGUCAUUUUGUUAUUAGAACAUAUUGCUAUUGCCAAGUCCUUUGGUAGAGUUAACGAUUAUAAAGUUGUCCCAGAUCAAGAAUUGGUUGCUAUUGGUGUCAAUAACUUGAUUGGUACAUUCUUUAAUGCUUACCCAUCUACUGGUUCUUUCUCUAGAUCUGCAUUAAAGGCUAAGUGUGGUGUCAGAACUCCCUUGGCUGGUAUCUUUACAGGAUGUGUUGUCUUGUUAGCUUUAUACGAAUUGACCAGUGCAUUCUACUACAUUCCUAAAGCUAUCUUGAGUGCAGUUAUUAUUCAUGCUGUUUCUGAUUUAAUCGCUAGUUACAAGGCUUCUUUGAACUUCUGGAAUGUUGCUCCAUUAGAUUGCGGAAUUUUCCUUAUUGCAGUUAUAAUUACCGUGUUUGCUUCCAUUGAAGAUGGUGUUUACUUUGCCGUUUGUGCAUCAGUCGUUGUCUUAUUGUUCAGAGUUGCUAAGCCAGAAGGUGUGUUCUUAGGUAGAAUUCAAGUUACCGAAGUUGUCAACCCAAUUAUUACCAAGAAGUCCAGCGAUUCGGAGAUUAUUAGCGUUGGUGAAGAAUACGAAGGAAAACCUGAAUCGACUUCAAUUAACAAUUCGCAUUCGACAUCUGACGAAGAUAUUGAAAUUCACCAAGUGUUGAGUAAUGGAUCUAACUAUAACUCCACCUCAAACAAGAAAGAUACUACCUUAUCUAAGGGUGAAAACAAGGUUGAAUAUCCUAACACUACCAAGAAUUUGUUUGAACAGUCUCCAAAUAUCAAAUUUCACACCAGAUGGGUACCGUUGAACCACAAGAAUAUAAACAAGCACUUGAACGUAUUGCCACCACCAGAAGGUGUUCUUGUAUUCAAGCCAAUUGAAACUUUCACAUAUCCAAAUGCAUCCAGACAAACAGACAAGGUUAACGACGAAGCCAAGAGGCUCACUAGACGUGGUAAACCUUACGCUAAAGAUACUGGUUCAAGACCUUGGAAUGACCCUGGUCCAUUAACCUGGAAAUUACCUUUCUGGAAGGAAAAGUUUGGUUCUAAGUUGGACCAACUCGACGAAGUUGAUAACAGACCUCCAUUAAGAAUUGUUCACUUUGAUUUCAGUUCAGUUGCCUCCAUCGAUGCUACAUCCAUCCAGUCCCUUGUCGAUUUAAGAAAGGCAUUAAAUGCCUAUGCCGACAGAGAAGUUGAAUUCCAUUUCUCAGGAAUCUUAUCCCCAUGGAUCAGAAGAGGUUUGUUAAAUGCAGGAUUCGGUUCUUAUGAAGCUGAUGGAUUAAUCAGUGAAACUGCCUACGUUCACAUUGGAACUGAAUACGAUCUUGAAGCUGGUAAGAAUUUCGAGAACGUUGACCAUGGUUACUAUGCAGCUGUUGAAACCAACACUCCAUUUUUCCACUUGGAUAUCCCUGAUUAUGUUUAA